AUGGGCCCUUCCCUCCGUGACCUCUGCAUGGGCUGCCCCUGGCCCAGCCUGCCCGUUAUAUCCUCCCUAUGGUCCGACUUCUUCUUCUUCUUCUCCGCCUCCCAAACCGUUUUCCACCACUUCCCCGACUCAAUCGUCCAGCUCCUCCACGCCUGCUUCUCCUCCUCCGGCGUGGGGCCACGGCUCGGAAUAUGCCAGCUCAGCAGCAGCCGUAGCUCCUGGCACACUCUUCCUCCAAGUCCGCCACGGCCACGCCGUGAGGAACGUGAAUUUCAUAACCGAGCAAGUGAUCCGUCUCCUCAUGCAAAUUACAGUCGAAAAUCCGAGAUUGGGACAGAUACUUCCGUCGUGGUUUUUGUCGGGUGGAAACGGGCACGCGCUGGCGUGGUUUUGGGGAUUUUGGCGGGGAUUAAGGAGGUGAUGACGUGGCACAUGGAAUUUGUAGCGGGGGUGCUCGACGGGAGAAUAUUGCUGGGGUGUGAUGGGAUGACGUGGAGGGAGUACGUGACGGGAUAUUUGAGGUUGAUGAUGGGGUGUGCGCCAGAGUGGGUUGCUGAGGUGGACGUGGAGGUUUUGAAGAGUGUGGGGCCAGGGCUGAGGCGGUGGGGCGAGGAGGAAAUGGGUUCGAAACUACUCGGAUUAGGUGGGAUUCGGGCUAUGGGGGCUGCUGCAGAGAUGAUUAUAGAAAAGUGGGAUUUGAUUUUAAAUAAUUAUCUGUUAGUGUAA
Messenger RNA from Striga asiatica, 726 nucleotides. The record is from the annotation of a GenBank genome assembly. Lineage: Eukaryota; Viridiplantae; Streptophyta; Magnoliopsida; Lamiales; Orobanchaceae.